This is a messenger RNA of Seminavis robusta, 3992 nucleotides long. The record is from the annotation of a GenBank genome assembly. NCBI's taxonomy places the organism in Eukaryota, Bacillariophyta, Bacillariophyceae, Naviculales, Naviculaceae.
AUCAUUUUUUAACCAUUACUACAAUUAUUUUUGCUGGGCAGACUUGGCGGAACCAAUUCAACUGUCAGCCAUUCAUUACAUCUACCACAAACGACCAGGUUAGUUGCAAAGUCGAGAUGAAGGAGGAGAGCAAUGCCGGUACCAAAGGGAACGACCACCAACAGCUCCAACCGGACUAUUCAGACGAUCCUUCAGAUUUUCUCGUGUCCUUUCCGGAUAUCAAAGCCAAGACAACACAGACACUGUACCCAAACCAAAAAAGAGAUGAUGCUACUGCCUUCAACACUACUGCAAGACCUAUGGACAAGUCUCCUAAAGGUUCUGUGGAUGAACGUAUUCAGGAUCUGGUAGACUUGAUCAAUCAUCAUCCUUCCUUCAGCACUCUGUCGUCAUGUUCUGGAAGAAUCAGUCUCUUUCAGCCGUGGCAAGCGACAUCAGCGACUGCCAACAACGAGAAUGGCAAUAACGAAAUGGAUGUAUCUGCUGCUGCAACACCCGAUAUUCCUAUUACUACCAAUAAUACCAGUGGCACUCCUGACAGUGGCAAAGGAUCCGGUGGAUGGCUGUUGGUGAGCCACGAUCCCAUUGAUGCCGCAGAGCUGUUGCAAAUCUUUCCACCAGAACACGACAACGACAGCCUUGAUGAUGAUUCAACACCACUCGUGUUCAAAGUAGAACCCAUGCUGCUCCACAUUGCCGCUGCCACGGUGGUUCGAGGACGACAAUUGCUCGGGUUGGCACUCGAAUUGGGAUUUCGAGAAUCGGGAUUGGUCCUGUCUCCCAAACAACAUACAUUGACGCGAGUGACGGUCGCCAUUCGAAGCAUGGGCUUGGCCUUGUGUCUGCCAUUGGCGCGAACAGGACCCUUGCGACCAUCGAAUGACUAUCUGCAAGCAUUGGUGGCAGAAUCCAAUGCUCGAUUGGAAAAGAAUCAACUCAAAUUGAAGCGGCUCCAGGACAAAAUUCGGGAACAGUUGUUUCGACCUGCUGCCGUGGAGCAACCAAUUGCAAUUGCAACAACAACUAUCCAUUCGUUGCCGGAUUUGAAUCUUUGGGGACAUGAUGCUGUUGUCAUUCCAGUGUCCAGUAGUGGCGACAACAACAAUACUAAAACAGUGGAUGUGGAUGUGGAUGUUGUAGUCUUUGGGGGAUACGGUAGGGGGCCGAGUUUCAAUAAGGCUGUCAACAAUAAGGAAGGAGCUUGUCAGCGAAUGGGAAAGGUUUUCUUGCUGAGAAAACGAAAGGGGCAGUGGCAAGAUGAUUGGAAUGACAUUACUCCUCAAAACACAGGAACAACCACAGAAUCAAGUCCAGACACAACAAUAAUAGCAGGCGUGCCUGUGCGACAAACUACGUUCACACCACGUGAAGGUGUCGCUGCAGUCACCAUCGCGUCCGACCAGCAUCAUCCUGUUGCUGUUGCCAUUUGGGGGGGACGCAAAGGGCCAAAUCAUCCCUUGGAUGAAUUCUUGCUCUACCAGCACUCGGAUGCCGACAAGACGAAUGUUUUCUACAGACCAACAGAUGUACGUGGCGAACUACCAGCACCUCGGUGGGGUCAUUCGUUCACGAGAUUGUAUGCUGGGACAGCAGCAACAAGCAGUGAUAGUACUGUCAAGAAGAUGGCUGUAUUAUUGGGAGGUCGCAAUGAACGAGCCAUAGCACGUUCUGCUCACGUACUGUCCUUGGUCCCACCUGACGACGACGACGACGACAACAAUAGCCAUGGUCAUUUUCUCUGGGAAACACUCUCUUUGGAACCAAACAUCACGACAUGCAUACCAUUCCACCAUGCAGCCUUGGCAAUUCCAAACCAAAACAACAAUGUGACCUUGUUUGUUUUUGGCGGUUUGUUGGACCCUGCUAACCUUUUUUCUGGGUUAAGAAACAACAACCACACGAGAAGAGGGGAGAGUCCAAGGCAUGGCCUCACCGCGUUCUCCAUUUCAUUGGACCCGCACCCCAGGGGCAGCCAGUGCCGCGUUGAUGCUCCGGCUAGUAUCAAUUUGGAUUUUGGAGUGGGCUGUGCUGCGACUGUGUUGAGGAACGCGAAUUGUUCUGCUGUUGCGGCUGAUACUUCUCAGAAGGGAGUACUAAUUGCCGUGACUGGGGGCGUCCCAAGUGACAACAACAACAAUCAACAGCAUGGGUCAUCGUUCCGACUAAUGGAGCUUUGUCCAAGCCAAGAAUCAGAAGGGAACGUGCAUUGGUCGCUGGGGCUGUCCCCAUCGAGCUUUCAAAGUCGGGAAGUGUUGGACGCCAAUCUGAUUGUCCAUCAUCGUGCUCUUGCAAUUACGAAGAACUGUAGUGAUGUGGACCUUGUGCUACUUGGGGGUGGGGUGAUGGGGUUUGCUUUUGGCCCGUGCUUUGCAAGCUGCUCCCGACUUGAGAUAUGCUCCACGAAAAAGGGUCCACAGGGGUCAAUCGUUCCCACCAUCCGUCAUGAGAAACAUGAUGAGGCAAAGACGACCUCAGAAAAAAAGGAAUCACCUUCCACAACGAACGUCGUGUUUGUACGAAAGUUGAAGGCCAAACGACUCAAGACCGAGUUGGAGAAGCACUCGUUCCUUGAUAAGCAAUUCCGAAUGACACCAACAAAAGACGAUCAGUUAUUACCUGACAACCAGCCAGGCUGGGAGAUUGCCGUUCCAAUUACCAACGAAUUCCUUGCACUAGUAUCAUGUGUCGAGCAUUUCCAGUCACUCCCAGACUAUGAGGGAUGGUCUUUAUUGAUUGAAGGGAUUGGGACUCAGGACAUGCCCAUGAGCACAUCUCAAUUUGCAAAGAAAAAGAAGCAUUGAAUGCCUGGCUAUGGAGAAACUGCUAUCGUAGGCUGAUCAUAGGGUCGAAACUAAAAAUAUGGUUGCAGGGACCAUAAUUUUUAGAACCUACGACGACGUUGGGGGACACAAAAGAAUCACCGCAGUGAUCCCAGGACGCUGUCCUAAAAACAAGAAAAGCCAUCAGCUGUGAAUCCUUCAAGUCUGGGCCGACUUGCUGUUGCUGCAGCUCUUCUUGUGCUUCUUCCAUCUGGCUUUCUGGCACUCUUGAGAACAGUAGCUUUCUUUCUGGCACCUGGAACAAACCUGGCUACAGAAGGAGAGGCCACAAAAAGCACAUGCUCCACCCUUUCUAAUUUUGUUGGGUCUUCCAGUGGCAUUGUCUUUGAUGCUCUGGGUCAAUUCAGGAUUGAUAUGGCCAAUGAAAUGUUGAUUUGGUUUGCCUCCCCAAUAGGGAUGGGUUCGAAACUGAUUGGGGAAAAGGUCUGCCCGUAAGCUUGUGGAAUUCUGUACAUCUGCUCCAGGGUAAAGUUUGAGGGCUUUCAAGGAUACAUGCAUGGGCACGGGGCAAAGAUUGCACGACUAAGACAUCUUGGAGCUUGAGUUGAACCCAGCCCUUGUCGAUGCCUGUGUAGAGGGUAAUGUGUAAUCGUAGGUCCAGCAUUCCAAUCACUCUCUCUCCUCCUUCUGUCUUUGUCCCCCACACAGAACUACAGGGAGGUGUUGGAGCUAUCAAAUGUUCAAGAUAAUCUCUGGCAUCCACAUGGUCAAUAGAAGCAAGAUAGUUGUAGUCAAUCAUAUGGCGGACCUCAUAAUUCAGAGCUCCAAUAUCGUUGGUUGCCAAGACUUCUGGUUCAUCCAACACUCGGAUCUUAACGGGGAAGCACAAGUUGGGGUAGAAAGAGGCUGUGCCUGUGUCUGUCAUGGUGUAUCGGUACGCAUGAUCAAUGGGGGUACUACCAGGGUGACGGGGGAAUUGCUUUGGUGGAAGCACAAGGCACACGAUGAUUGAAAAGACGACAUUGGCUCUCUAGCUAGUAGUCAAUCUGUGGUUGUAGCUGACGUCUAUGGCAAGGCAGUGAUGUCAACAUCAAUGGGCUUAUCUAGGCUUAUCUGAGCCAAGCUAGUCAAAGCCACGCUAAGCUUGUCAAUGCUAACCUAGUCUAAGCUAGUCCACACAUACAAUUUACUAUACACAAUUUAGUACUUUUC